UGACAGAAGGCGUGCUCAAAGCUCAAACCAUGACCGGCGAAAACACUUUUUCUCCGAGCGACCAGGCCUUCUCAGCAAACUCUAACCUCCAUAUCACUAUACAAGAAGGUUCUCAAAACAGCGAGCAACUGCUGGAGAAUGAAAACAAUGACCUUGAAAAUGACUGCGAGCAAUUGUUUGAGAUUGAAGGCAAUGAGCCUGAAAGUGAAAGAGAUGAUACAAGUGAUCAAUUAUUUGACAUUCAAAGUAAUGACCAUGAAAAUGACGGAGGUGAUAUAAAUGAGCAUCUGUUUGAAAUUGAAGGCAAUGACCAUGAAAGUAGCAGGGAUGAUAGAACAAUAAUUGAUUAUCAAAAUGGUGGAUCUCAAGAAAAGGCCUAUCCCCCACCAGUUGUGGGUUUAGAGUUUGAUUCAUAUGAUGAUGCUUACAAUUAUUAUAAUUGCUAUGCUAAGGAACUUGGAUUUGCUAUCAGGGUGAAAUCCUCGUGGACAAAGCGUAACAGCAAGGAGAAGCGUGGUGCAGUGCUCUGUUGCAAUUGUGAGGGUUUUAAAACAAUUAAAGAAGCAAACAGCCGCAAGAAAGAAACAAGAACAGGCUGUCUAGCAAUGAUAAGGUUGAGAUUAGUAGAAUCAAACAGAUGGAGAGUGGAUGAAGUCAAGCUUGAACACAACCAUUUAUUCGAUCCUGAAAGAGCUCAGAACUCCAAGUCGCACAAGAGGAUGGACUCAGGAGCUAAAAGAAAGAUGGAGCCAACUGUUGAUGUUGAAGUACGCACAAUCAAGUUAUAUCGGACGCCUGUCGUAGAUGCAGUUGGUUAUGGAAGCUCAAACUCAAACGAGGGAGAAACUAACAACCAUGUUGAUCGGUCCAAGCGAUUGAAACUCAAAAAUGGAGAUGCAAGAGCAAUUUAUAAGUAUUUUUGCCGGGUUCAGCUAACCGAUCCUAAUUUUUUCUAUGUGAUCGAUCUCAAUGAUGAAGGGUAUUUGAGGAAUGUGUUUUGGAUUGAUUCCAGGUCUAGGGCAGCGUACAAUUACUUUGGUGACGUGGUUUCAUUUGAGACUACAUGCUUGUCAAACAAUUAUGAGAUUCCACUUGUUGCAUUUGUUGGAGUAAAUCACCAUGGACAAACUAUCUUGCUUGGUUGUGGUUUGCUAGGCGAUGAGACACUAGAAACUUAUAUAUGGUUAUUUAGGGCGUGGCUUACAUGUAUGUCUGGUCGUCCUCCACAAACUAUCAUCACAAACCAGUGCAAGGCCAUGCAAAGUGCUCUAGCAGAGGUAUUUCCCAGGGCUCAUCAUCGUCUUUCUUCUUCACAUGUCAUGCAAAGUAUUCUUGAGAAUAUGGGAGCAAUACAAGAAUAUGAGGCAUUUCAAAUGAUUUUGAGUAGGACUGUAUGUGACUCAAUAAAAGUAGAUGAGUUUGAAUUGGCUUGGGAGCAUAUGAUUCAGAGAUUUGGAAUAAGGGAUCAUGAGUUUAUUCAAACUUUGUAUGAUGAUCGAGAGCGAUGGGUUCCAGUUUACUCAAAAGACACAGUUUUUGCUGUAAUGCCCAAUUUUCAGAAAGCUGAGUCCACAAACCCAUUUUUCGAUGGUUAUGUGCAUCAACAAACUUCGUUGGAAGAGUUUCUUGAUGUUUAUGAUGUAGUUUUAGAAAAGAAGCGUCAGGAAGAAGCUCAUAAUGAUUUUGAGUCGAGAGAAUUGACUCCAAUGUUAAGAACAAGAUGCUAUUACGAGUUGCAACUCUCUAAGUUUUACACAAAAGAUGUAUUCCUAAAGUUUCAACAUGAGGUUGUGAUGAUGACUUCUUGCUUUAGCAUAACUCAAGUUCACACAAAUGGACCACUUGUGACAUACAUGAUCAAAGAACGUGAAGGGGAGGAAAUUAUGAGGGAUAAUAAUAGGAACUUUGAAGUUAUGUAUGACAAAGCAGGAGCAGAAGUUCGUUGUAUGUGCAGUUGCUUUAAUUUAAAUGGCUACCUAUGCCGACACGCCUUAUGCAUCCUGAACUAUAAUGGUGUGGAAGAAAUACCGUUUCAGUAUAUCUUGUCGAGAUGGAGAAAAGACUUUAAGCGGUUGUAUGUACCAGAUCUUGGGAGCAAUAAUGUUGAUAUCACAAACCCAGUUCAGUGGUUUGAUCAUUUGUAUAGAAGAGCGAUGCAAGUUGUUCAGGAAGGGAUGAUUUCUCAGGAUCACUAUAUGGUAACUUGGCAGGCGUUUAAAGAGUCUUUGAAUAAGGUCCGUCUAGUAGCAGAUAAGCAUGUAUAGUUUAUAACAAUGUGUAUCUGAAGCCUUCCAUCGUUCUUGCUGGAGAGAUGAUGUGCUGGUAUUAAUCAAUACCCAGAAAAAACAAGAGAGAAAAAGACCGGCGAUCUACUAUAUGAAUAGAAGGGUAGAACCAAGGAAGACAGCUGAAUACCGGGAAUUCAGAGAGAAGGAUCUGCAGAGGUGUUUCUGGCACGUGCAAGAAGAUGAAAGUUGUCGUUGAACAGUAUAGAAGGUUAAGAUCUACCACCAGGUGCAGAAUGUUUGUAGGUUAGACACAUUUGUUUCUUUCUUUGUAGUUUACAUUGGAAGGGAUCAAACCCUUGCCUACCAUAUCGGGCUUGACAGAAUCAGUGGGGAAAGAAGACCCUGUUGAGCUCGACUCUAGUCCAGCUUUAUGAAAUGACUUAAGAGAUGUAGUAUAAGUAGGACCUUUGGAAUCCUAACCCAUUUCCAUACCCUCCCUCUCCACUUGGGCUAACCCCAAGGGGUUCUAGACAUUUGUUUCUUCAAGCUAGUUGAGCUGAUAUUGUACUCUCUUAGCUUCUUCCAUUGUAAUGUAAAAGAUUGUAUAGUCAUUUAGUGAUUUAGCAUCCUUGGCUCUUGGACUUGCAUGGUAUUGUUCCCUUGAAGAUAGCUUUACUCCUUUAACUUAGUAGUUUGAGUGUCAUUGUUAACUUUGAAGGCUGUUUAACUCCA
Messenger RNA from Prunus mume (Japanese apricot), 2960 nucleotides. RefSeq names its product protein FAR1-RELATED SEQUENCE 8. Lineage: Eukaryota; Viridiplantae; Streptophyta; Magnoliopsida; Rosales; Rosaceae. Gene Ontology annotation, biological process: regulation of DNA-templated transcription. Gene Ontology annotation, molecular function: zinc ion binding. The record is from RefSeq and is a predicted model, not a curated record.